Molecule: messenger RNA, 3435 nt
Organism: Phymastichus coffea
Lineage: Eukaryota; Metazoa; Arthropoda; Insecta; Hymenoptera; Eulophidae
Exons: 2
Coding region: 1-3435 (1144 amino acids)
Molecular function (GO): nucleic acid binding; RNA-DNA hybrid ribonuclease activity
Source: RefSeq, a predicted model, not a curated record
AUGCUUCAAUGGAAUUGUCGUAGUGUUGGCAAAAAAUAUAAUUUUUUUAACGAGGCAUAUAAGUACGAUAUAAUACUGUUAAUCGAAACAUGGUUAGACAAUACCAAAUCAUUUAAGUUGAAAGGUUUUAACACCAUUAGAUUUGACCGAAAAGCUGGCGAAGGUGGCGGUAUAGCCAUUCUUGUAAAAGAAAACAUAUUUUAUGACAUAGCAGAAAUUGAAUAUACGGGUAAAGUAUUUGAAACUGGAUCUGUGAUAGUUAAAACUAACUCCGAAAAAUUGUUAAUUAUGGCGUGUUACAGACCUCAGCAAGUAAACAAAGCUCAAAACAAUUUAACCUCCGGUGAAUGGAACAACUUUAUAGAAUCAAUUAUUAAUCACGACUCCACAUAUUUUAUUGUAGGAGGAGAUUUCAAUGCCCACCACUCCCUUUGGGGUAGUGAUAAACAUUGCCCCAAUGGCAAUAUCAUUGCCGACAAUUGCUCAAUAAGAGAUUGCCUAGCUUGCAAAUCCAACAAAUCCCAUCAGGAUGAUAAAAACAUUUCUCUGCAAAACAAAUAUAAAAAAACGGGUCACAAAUGCAUCUGGUGGAACGACCUUUGCGACAAAGUAACGAGACAAAAAAAAGCUGCGAUAAAGUCAAUUAGCUAUAGGUACACGUUAGAAAAAUUCAUAGAGGUUAACAGACUCGAUGCCAACUUGACUAAAACUCUGCGAGAAGAGAAAAAAAAAUCCUUCGAUUCAUUCUGUGCUAAAGUCAAUCCAAGGACAAGGCCCUAUGAUUUUUGGAGAACGGUUCAUAUAUUUAAUAACAGUUUCAAAGAAAUAGAUGUGCAAUCAGGGAACAUUAAAACUGAAUCGAAUAUGAUAGAUUUAAUUGACGAACUCAGUUCUCCUAAAACUAUAGGCACCAACGCCUUGGACGACUUGAAUAAUUUGAGUGGCGAUAAUGGCCAGGAUAAUGAUGCUAAAGUCUUAGACAACCCAUUUUCUUACGAAGAGCUCCAAUACGUCUUGAACAGCGUCAAUGUAAAAUCUGCGCCCGGGCUGGACAAAAUAACAUACGAAAUUAUAGCUGAAUUACCGGAAUUCUACCAGAGAGUUUUGCUCGAUUUAUACAAUGACAUUUUCCACCACCAAACAUUCCCGGAGGAUUGGAAUAACUAUUUAGUUAUAUUCAUUCCUAAGGGUAAAUCUAACAAAGUCAGACCUAUCUCCCUGGCCUCGUGUAUGUUAAAGAUUAUGGAGAAACUAAUAAAAGAAAGGCUCCAAUGGUGGCUGGAAAAGCAUGACGUUUUGUCUCCAUCUCAAUUCGGAUUUCGGAAAAACAAAUCUUGCAUAGAUAACCUAAGCAUUCUUACCUCAGACAUUCAAAAAAACUUUUUCACUAAAAACACAACUACAGCACUAUUUCUCGACGUUAAAGGCGCAUACAAUGACGUUGUUCCAGACAUUAUAAUUGAUGAUCUCAUUGAAAUCGGCCUUACAAAAAAGAUCAUUGUGUUUAUAAAAAACUUAAUUUUUGAAAGAAAAGUUACAUUUUGCACCUUCACGAAAAUUAUAGAAAAAAUAGUAAACAAAGGGUUACCCCAAGGUAGCGUACUCAGCUGCUUACUUUAUGCAAUUUAUACUAGGAAAAUAAACCAAAUUAUUAAAAAACCUCUAGCCGUAUUGGAAUUUGCUGACGAUGUGGUUGUCUAUAACAACUUUAAAUCUGAUUGUGUAGAUCAAGUUGGCAUCCUUGAAGAAGGGGUCCGUGACGUCGUUACCCUUUUGAAAAACAGAGGUCUAGCGGUCGCUCGUGACAAAUGCAUAUUGAUGGUUUUCGAAAAUUCGAGGAAACGAACCGAUGAAGGUAUAGAGCUAAAAAUUGAUGAUGCGAUCAUAGAACCGUCCGAAGAUGUCAAAUUUUUAGGGAUGAUCCUAGAUCGUCGCCUUACUUGGCGCAAACAUGUAGACAACUUGAUUCGUAGAUGUAAAUUUAGUCUCAGGAUAUUAAGUUUUUUAAGAUCCACCUGGUGGGGUGCGGAUCCGAGGUCUCUGCUUUUGUUAUAUACUGCCCUGAUAAGAUUAAAAAUAGAAUACGGAGGAUUUAUUAUGUCUCCCUGCAAUGACAAACUUUUUAAAAAACUACAAAAGCUACAAAAUUCAGCUCUCAGAAUAGCUAUGGGAUACAUGAAUAGUACUCCAAUUAACGUAAUGAUUGCCGAAUCUAAAAUCCCGUAUUUGCAAAACAGAAUCGAAUUUAAUUGCCUAAAAUACAUCCUAAAAUGCAUGGCCUCCAAUCAAACGAAAAUCAUUAAUAACCUCGAAGAUAUAAUCCAACUCGCUGACUAUUUCUCUGUUCACAAUAAUUUCAAAAUUUCACUCAUGGCCAAAAGCUACGACAAAAUCUGGUUUUUAAGGGAUUCCAUUAUUAGUACGCAAAAACAUAUGAGGUAUACUCGAGACUAUAAUUACCUGCUAUAUAAAUCAAACAUUUUUACAGAUUUUUCUAAAAAAAUACCUGAAGGAGAAGAUCCAAAUAAAUUUUUUAACGAUAUGUACCCUGUAGACAAAAAUAAUACCUACAUUUUCACGGACGGUUCUAAACUAGAUGAAAACGACAAAUCAUUUGUCGGUUUUGCGUCUUGGAGCAAGGCUCCCGAAUUUUGUAUAUCAAAACGUAUAUUAGAUUCAGCAUCCAUUUUUACAGCUGAAUGCUCUGCUUUAAUCACUGUUAUCCAAAGAAUAAUCGAAAUAGGUCAUGGGAACUACACUAUUUUCUCCGACUCGGAAAGUGCACUUAAAGCUAUAAAUUCAGACCGCUGUGAUUCUCCCCUUAUAAUUGAUCUAAAGUGUAAACUCGCCUAUGCGCAUAUUGUUAAUAUAGACAUUAAGUUAGUUAGAAUACCUGCACACGUGGGAGUGCAAGGUAAUGAAAUAGUCGAUUCCCUAGCCAAAGAUGCAGCCAAAAAUGGGGUAUUAUUGGACAAUCCAAUACCCGUUUCGGACUUUUUCUCCAAAUAUAAGAAAGAAUAUAAAAAGGAAAAUGAGAACUUGGCUCUCCAGUUAAGCUCUACAAAGGGUACUUUCUACUUUAAAAAUUUUUACAGAGAUCAAGCCAAACCCUGGUUUUUUGAUCUAGGGCUACCAAGAAAAGCCAUUGUAUCUAUAAAUAGAAUUAGAAGUAAUCAUUCAUCUCUGAAUAGUAGCUUAUUCCGCAAAGACAUAGUACUAAAUAAAAACUGCGAAUGUAACUCAUCUGAAGACUCGGUAGAACACAUUUUUUGGGAAUGCGAACUGACACACCUUCCGAGGAAAAAACUCCUCAAGGAAAUUAGAAAAAUGUAUAAAUAUGGACCAUACUCCGCUAUAUCCUUAUUAGCGUCUAACGAUAAAAAUGUUAUCGGUGCUAUAGCUGAAUUUCUAGAAAUCAUAAAAAUAAAAGUAUAA